AUGGUGGAUGACCUAGUGGAGCCUUCAGGGUUUAUAGGAACCUGCAGUCGUGAUGGUGGUGUGAGUAUAGACCUGAACCACGGGACGACCAUCCUGGCCUUCAAGUUCAAACAUGUGGCUGUGGACUCCAGAGCCUCACCAGGCCGUUACUUGGCGUCCAACGACGUCAACAAGGUGAUAGAGAUCAACCCCUACCUGCUGGGCACCAUGUCGGGCAGCGCUGCAGACUGCCAGUACUGGGAGAGACUCCUGGCCAAAGAAUGCAGGCUGUACAGGCUGAGGAGCAACCACAGGAUCUCUGUGGCUGCUGCCUCCAAGCUGCUGUGCAACAUAAUGCUGGGCUACAGAGGCAUGGGCCUCUCUAUGGGAAGCAUGAUCUGUGGAUCUCUGUGCCAAAACAAAGGAGAAUCCUUUUUCUUCACUUCCUGUGAAGCAGAGCCUAGAAAUAGAAACGUCCUCGCUUCCGUGACUCAGGAACAGCUGCUGUUGCAGCGGCUGGAUAAAGGUGUGUAAGGACGACGUAUCCGA
Messenger RNA from Gasterosteus aculeatus aculeatus (three-spined stickleback), 528 nucleotides. NCBI's taxonomy places the organism in Eukaryota, Metazoa, Chordata, Actinopteri, Perciformes, Gasterosteidae. The record is from RefSeq and is a predicted model, not a curated record.